This is a messenger RNA of Mauremys reevesii (Reeves's turtle), 1094 nucleotides long. It is a transcript of the gene NKX2-8, whose product is annotated as NK2 homeobox 8. The transcript has 2 exons. Lineage: Eukaryota; Metazoa; Chordata; Testudines; Geoemydidae. Gene Ontology annotation, molecular function: RNA polymerase II cis-regulatory region sequence-specific DNA binding; DNA-binding transcription factor activity, RNA polymerase II-specific. The coding region runs from base 112 to 810 and encodes 232 amino acids. The record is from RefSeq and is a predicted model, not a curated record. Gene Ontology annotation, cellular component: nucleus. Gene Ontology annotation, biological process: regulation of transcription by RNA polymerase II; cell differentiation.
GCUUCGGCUGGGAUGGAGCGAGCAUCCCCUUGAGCCCGCGGGUUCCCGAGUAGCUUGGCGCAGGUAGUUAGUAGCUCGGGGAGAUUGGUGGCAAAGGCGGCCGACCCUACAAUGGCCACAGCUGGCAGGAUCAGUUUUACGGUGAGAAGCAUUUUGGAUUUACCGGAGCAGGACGCUAACAGCAGCGGCAAGCAGGACUCGGAUCGCCGCCCGUCGGGGAAGUAUGCCAGCUCGCCGUACGGGGAAUGGAUCGAAAGCGACAGAAACCACUAUCUGUCUUCCGAUGAGAGCGGUCCAGAAACGAGUUUACCCGAUUCCACCCAGAGAUCGCACCCGCCCCACGGCCCGGAAGCCGAGAAAAAGAAAAAGAGGCGAGUGCUCUUCUCCAAGGCGCAGACCCUGGAGCUGGAGAGGCGGUUCCGGCAGCAGAGGUACCUCUCGGCCCCGGAACGGGAGCAGCUGGCCCAUUUGCUCAGCCUGACCCCCACGCAAGUAAAGAUCUGGUUCCAGAACCACAGGUACAAAAUGAAAAGGGCUAAAGCGGAGGGGUCCUGCGGCACCGAACUCAGCCAGCCCCCUCUGCUCCGGAGAGUCGUGGUGCCAGUGCUGGUCAGGGAUGGCAAACCGUGCCAGACCUGUACCACCAGCCCGGGAGCGGCCGCGGCGCAGGACAAGCUGGGCUGCCACACACAAACUGCUUUCACAAUCCAAGGGUACCAAGCCUUCCAUCCCAGCUCCGCCGCUGCCCUGAGCCUCUGCCCUGCCUACCAGCGCUUAGCACACCCUGCAAUAGUCUCCUGGAACUGGUGAUGCUGCCUAACCUUCCUGAGCUGAACUGAGAACAAACAAACAAACCAAUCAAAAAUCAAGCGAAUUCGUUGCCCCACGCUCCUACAUCAAGAAUCUGGGAUGAAACUACAGGUGGAUCCACAAGGGAGGCGAAUCCACAUCAGUGUAGACUGGUAUUCGGGACGCAACCGAGGGCUGUUUUGUUUUAUUCAAGCACUGCAUGGCUAGUCAGGGAUGUGUUUUGUUUUCCUUUGGGGGCAUCCGUUUUAGAGGAUGGAUGAGAGAACAAUUAUAUUUUUAAAUCC